Molecule: messenger RNA, 2151 nt
Organism: Talaromyces atroroseus
Lineage: Eukaryota; Fungi; Ascomycota; Eurotiomycetes; Eurotiales; Trichocomaceae
Exons: 2
Coding region: 1-2151 (716 amino acids)
Molecular function (GO): protein binding
Source: RefSeq, a predicted model, not a curated record
AUGUCCUCUAGCCGAUGCCGAAUCUUCACAGAUCUGCGCAGUCAGCACCUGCUUCAGGGCCAACUGCUGCGAGAACACUCUCGAUGCACGCCCAAAGCGUUGUCAACCGCCGUGGUAAAAUUGGAUGCCAUCGAACAGUCCAUCGCCCUCUUGCGCUAUAAGAAAAAGCAUGCCGAGAGUCUACCUUCCGGGCUUCGGAGUUUUCCAUUCGCUAGCCAUGUCUCCCACAUUCAUGCGAAGUCGUUGAGCACCUACGCCGUAAGGAAGGAUUCUGACGACCAGCACCAUGAAAUUUCCGAUGAAGACACGAGAAGUGAUUCUACCGACCAUAGGGAACUAGCUACCGAUCUCACAGAAACGGAGCAGUUUGCCCUACGUUUUAUUCCAGGGAAAGGGCGAAGCGAAUGGUCAACUUCAUUGAGGCGGAGAUUGAACGUACCACCAAAUCAGACAGCACCAACGAGGGCCUUUAAAACAAAGGCGAGGUUGUACAGAGGUCUAGACAAGCGCAUUCUCGAGAGUAGAACGCAGGAUUUUGCACAUGCUGGCGAUCUCAAUCUUUUCCUGGGAGCACUCAACGAUAAGUCCAAGUCCAACCAAUAUGUUUUCAGUCUAUACAAACGUCUGCCUUCGCCGGGCGUCAGAAUUCUUACCCGGAAUGAAAGAAUCAAGCUUCUGCAUCGUUUUGCACACCCGCCAGAUAGACGCCGGUCUAAUGCCCGCAACUUUCUGAGCAUUUUCGAUGAUAUGAUUCAGUCUGGCUUUACGCUUUCCAGAUCGAUGUAUACAUCUGCGAUAUAUUUCAUAUCCCACAAGGUACCUGUCCUAGAGGGACGGGACCUGCAAGAUGCCAUCACUGUCUGGCAUCGAAUGGAGAAGACGCAUGGCCAAAUUUCAGACAACGUGGUGUUUGAGCUUCUCUUUAGGAUUGCUUCAAACACGGGCAAUUUCACAGUGGCCGACCGCAUACUGUCAGAGAUGACGUCUCGGGGAAUGGAGCUUUCUCGAAAUGGCCAUAUGUCAUUAAUAUACUCCUACGGGAAGAGGGGAGAUGUUGAUGCAAUACACCGAAUGUUUCAAUCCUAUGUCCAUUCAGGACAAAUAGUUGACACGGUUGUUCUCAAUUGCUUGAUUUCGUCUCUUCUCAACACAGGAGAACUAGAGACGGUUGAACAACUCUAUUCUUACAUGAUGCACGAACACAGAAAGACAAUCGGCAUCACCCCGAAAGAGCGUCGGAAUGCCGUGUUCGGCCCGUCUCUGUCCCCUGAAUUUGCUGUUUGGAAAUUGAAUGCCAAAGGACUCAGAUCGGUAUUCGACAACUACCUGCAGUCGAGACGAAAACUGCUCGAUGAGAAGACGCCAUCAUUGCAGAAUGUUGUUCCCAUUACUCCUGACACGAGAACAUUCCAUAUCCUUUUUCGCUACCACUGCCUUUUUACAGGCGAUAUCACAGCUAUCAGUCGGCUUUUGAUGGAUAUGGAGCAGGUCUUUGAUGUGCCGCCCCGACCAAUUGUUUAUUACUUUCUGUUCCGUGGCUUUGCUCUUCACCAGGAAACAAAGGGUUGGACGGCUGAGAGGCUCCGGGAAGUUUGGAGAGCAUUUAGGCGUACAUUAUACGAAUCCUACACGAGAGUGGGCCGUCUUGAAAACGGUGAGGCGUUGUCACCAAGAUGGGAAAAUCCGCUACAAUCAAUCUGUAAAGUCGCCGUUGAGCCUUCUCACGACAAUGCAGGAGAGCAAGAAGAGAAAAAUCAUAGAACAGGGGACGGAGAGACCCAAGGCCAGAUAUCUGCUGAAAGCCAGAGCCACCGCGACAACAUUGAAGGCGACACCAUCCCGGAGGAGGAAAACCUGAUGAAACUAUUUGACGAGGUUGAGCAAUUGGGACAAUUCCAUAGACAUUGGUAUCCCGACGAGAAGUUGUCGCGACGAAUUGAGAAUGGUGUCUUCCUCAGCCGCGAGCUCAACAUUGUCAUCUUGAAAGCCUUUGGUGCUCAUUUUGGAACCAAUACUCUACUUCGCGUCUUUUUAGAGAUUGAGAGGAUGUGGAAACCCUGGAAGAGGUUGGGGCAUGAUGUACAGGGCGUGAAGAAAGAGCUACAGAAGCAGCUCGUUAAGGCGCAAAACAGGGAGCGGCACUCGUUAUAG